This is a messenger RNA of Onthophagus taurus, 2238 nucleotides long. Its product is annotated as protein SERAC1. The record is from RefSeq and is a predicted model, not a curated record. NCBI's taxonomy places the organism in Eukaryota, Metazoa, Arthropoda, Insecta, Coleoptera, Scarabaeidae.
UUUAGGGGAAAAUUUGACACAACGCAUGUGUUUUUGACGUUUACAAAAUUUGUUUUUUCUUUUUAAUAAGAAUUUAUGGAAUUUAAAUGCCGCUUACACCGUUUACAAAAAGAAAAAUCAAAUUCGUCGGGUUUCUUUCUAUGAGCUCAUUAGCAAUUUGGGUAUCUUUACAAGUGAAAAAAACGCGUGAAAUACUUAACGGUGCUUUCGACCCAUUCAUUUUACAUAUAAUCGAGCCGAAAGGUGUCGAUGAAAACGUUUACGCAAUAACGAUUGAUGCGGCUCGUUGGAUUAAAGUACCCAAUUCCGAAGAAUCAUUCCUUAUUAAGCAAUGGAAGGCGUUAAAAUUUGCUUACGCCCGGCGUUUACUUAGCCUAACAAAAGCCGAUAGUCAUGUAAUUCGAACAAAAGCCACUUUACAAUUAGCUAAAAUAAAAGAUUUGGAAUCAUGGCAAUACGCGCAAUUAGCGCAUUCAUCAAACGCACGAACUGCAAUUGCUUUGGCCCGUUUACCAGAUGCUGAUUUGCGGUAUCAAAUACAACCGUUGGUUUCACCAAAUCGGAUCUCAACAGAGUAUUUAGUGAAUGUUUUGCGAGAUUUUUUGGUGUAUUUGGAAAGGCAGAGUGCUCAUCAUUGUAUUAGUAAUUUCUUGUCAAGUUCGUUUAGUGAUUUACACGAUUUAACUAAAACGGAAUUUGAAAAUUAUUUUGAUCACACUGAUCAUAUUGCUAAAUAUAUGAGAUCAACAGCGGAUAUCCUUCCUUUAUGUUUAGAAUCGAUUUUGCAUCAUUCUACAAUAAAUAAACAUGCGAGAGAUAUUGCUGAAUAUAAUGGGUUAUAUUUGUUGUUGGAGGUUUAUAACCGGUUUCAACAUGUUUAUGAGAUGAAUGUGGGGUUGUGUACUAUUAUAUCAAAUUUAUCUAUUUUUCCUGAAUUAGCUGAUGAAUUUCAUAAAAUUGGCUGGAUUUCUAUUCUUGCAAAAUGGGCCCAAGAUAAAGAUAUUCGUUUAUCAGUGACUGCAAGUAGAGCUUUGGCUAAUUUAGAUGCUGAUGAUAAAAAUCGGGUUAUUUAUCAGCGAGGUGUUUAUAGUUUGUAUCCGACCAUGAGGAGCAAUGAACAGGCUAAAGUAGAUGUUAUUUUUAUUCAUGGGUUGUUGGGUGGUGUGUUUUACACAUGGAGGCAAAGGAAUCAAGCGGAUCAAACUUUAGGAAUAUUUGGUCUUUUAGAAUCGUUAACCGGUGAACCGGAAAUUUAUUCUCUUCGAAAAUACUAUUCAAGCGACGAAGUUAUGCAAGAAUACUUUGAACGUUACGAAGACCAAUCCCGAUUAGAUUGGGAAGCCUUGGGUUCCGAUUACGAAGUCAUCUCGCGCGAUAUCCCAACAAACGCCAACGUUGAAGAGGAGGAAGCCUACUGUUGUAGCUCGUACGACAAACUAUGCGAUAACACCCGAAAAGUAGAAGCUAGGACGCAGUGUUGGCCGAAAGAUUGGUUAACAACCGAUUGUCAAAAUUUACGUAUUUUAGGAAUCAAUUAUGAUACAUCUUUAUCGAAAUGGGCGGGAACUUGUCCCGAGGAAAGUUGUAAGUUGUCGUUGGAUGAACGAACGGAGGAUUUGAUGGAGAAAUUAUUGCAAGCUGGAGUGGGAAAAAGACCGAUUGUUUGGGUGGCGCAUUCUAUGGGGGGGUUAUUAGUGAAAAAUUUAUUGAUUAAAGCUGAAACAGAAGGUGACGAAAACUACAUGAACAUUUUAAACAACACAAAAGGAAUCGUCUUUUAUAGUACACCACACAAAGGAUCUAAAAUAGCUAAUCUGAACCCACCGACUUGUUUAGUCGUUUUACCAUCCGUUGAGGUUCAAGAAUUACGCGAAGAGUCUCCAAAUUUAAAAUCAAUGCACGAAGCAUUUUUGGAACUCCUCCAAAAGUACUCAAUGCGCAUAAUAAGUUUCAUAGAGACCAAAUCAACAGUUGUAACAGCACUUAAAUUUAAUUUCCGGAUGGUUGAAAGUGCGUCUGGUAAUCCGGGAGUGGGAGAAGUUUUUGAAGUCCCUCUCGAUCAUUUAGGAAUUUGUAAACCCAUUAACAGAGAAUCAUUUUUGUACCAAAAAGUUUUACAUUUAGUGAAAACGGUGAUGAUGGAGGAGAACAAAGAGGAUGAGAACGUUUUAAUUAUUGAUUGUCCAAAUGAAUGUGAUGGUUAAAUUUAUUUAUUUAUUUAGUGUAUAAUUUUACCAA